CACCACAUCGAGUCAAUAAUGUCAACAAAGAGAUGGAAGUAGAUGAGUAAAAAGUUAAAGGCGGAUUGUUGUCUCCCCAGCUCGAUUGACAGGAUGGCAGAAGACUCUGUAGUUCGUUUUAUCAAGGAGGACUUGCCUAAAUGUGCAUUUCCCAUGUUUGAAGAUAUUCGAAGACAGGGGAAACUCUGUGAUGUUACAUUGAAGGUGGGAGACAGGAAGUUCACAGCACAUCGGAUUGUCUUGGCUGCGAGUAUCCCGUAUUUCCAUGCCAUGUUUACACAUGACAUGGUAGAAUCAAAACAGAAUGAAAUUACAAUGCAAGGCAUCGAUCCCAGUGCUCUGGAGGCUUUGGUGAACUUUGCCUACAAUGGGAGUGUGGAGAUUGACUCUAACAAUGUCCAGUCUCUGUUAGUGGGGGCUAGCUUCCUCCAUCUACAGUCUGUCAAGGAGGCCUGUUGUGAUUUCCUGAAAAAGAGUUUACAUCCAACAAACGUUUUGGGGAUCCGGUCGUUUGGGGACCAGUUUAUGUGCCAGUCCUUAGUGGAGUACACAAAUAAGUACAUACAGAAACAUUUCAAAGAGGUGAUGGCGAUGGAAGAAUUUCUGAAUCUCAACAAGGGGGAGGUUAUGGAGAUUAUAUCUCGAGAUGAACUCAAUGUUCACUCUGAAGAACAGGUUUUUGAAGCUUUUCUGUCCUGGAUUAAAAAAGAUGAGGAGAAGAGACGAUCAGCCAUGCCAGAGUUAAUGGUGAAAGUGAGGCUGCCGCUACUGACUCCACAGUAUUUAUCUGACAGAGUAGCAACAGAAGAUUUGGUCAAAAAUUGUCUCAAAUGCAGGGAUUUGUUAGAUGAAGCAAAAGAUUACCACUUGAUGCCAGAGAGACGGUCCCUAAUGCAGACCUUUAAGACACGUCCACGAUGCUGUACAGACGUACCGGGGCUAAUCUAUGCAGUAGGUGGACUGACAUCCUCAGGUGAUUCAAUGAGUACUGUGGAGUGUUAUGACCCAAUCACAAAUAUCUGGAACUCAGCGGAGGAUAUGAAGACUGUGAGGAGUAGGGUGGGCGUGGCUGUCCUAAACGGUAGACUUUAUGCUAUUGGUGGAUUUGAUGGAGAAGAAAGGUUGAGCACCGUGGAGGUGUUUCACCAGGGCAACAAGAAAUGGAAAAAGGUGGCAUCCAUGAAUUGUAAGAGAAGUGCCUUAGGAGCGGUAGCUUUGAACAGGAAGCUAUAUGUGUGUGGGGGAUACGAUGGGGUUUCCUCACUAAAGACAGUGGAAGUUUAUGAUCCAGAGAAAGAUUUAUGGACUCUUCUAUCCAACAUGUUGAAACACAGGAGCGCUGCCGGUGUGGCGUUCCUAGAUGGAGAAAUAUACGCUUGUGGGGGGCAUGACGGUCUCUCUAUAUUUGAUUCUGUAGAGAAAUAUAACACAGCCACAAAUACCUGGAGUUAUGUCACACCAAUGUUAACAAAACGCUGUCGAUUAGGAGUUGUCUCCCUAAACGGGAAGUUAUAUGCAGCAGGUGGAUACGAUGGGUCAGUAUUCUUAAACACAGUGGAGUGCUAUGACCCGGUCAAAGACUGUUGGACCUACAUCACCUCCAUGAGGGUCAGGAGGAGCCGCGUGGCCCUAGUUGCCACCUAUGGAAAACUGUACGCCAUCGGAGGGUACGACGGACUGGCCAACCUGAAUUCCGUGGAAAUGUACGACCCAGAAAAGGACACCUGGAAGUUUGUACAGAGUAUGUGUGCCCACGAGGGAGGGGUAGGGGUGGGGGUGGUACCGGUAGAGGUGGAUCUAGAUUCAUGAUGGGUGUGAUAUGUGCCAUGUUGUUUAUACAGUUCACUGUUCUGGGAUUAGUUGAUGCAUUUGUUUAUUGUGAUCUCUAUUGUAAAUAAAUGGUUAAAACUUGUGGUUCUUAAGUUUGAAACUGAAAUUUUUGCUCAUUGUGACCUGUUUAUUAGUUGUAAAUAAAUGUUCAAAAUAGUGUUACUAAUUUAUUUUAACAUUAAGUGGUUUAAAGUGGAAUUAGGUAGUUGAUUUUUUUUUCUGCAUUUUUGAGUGUGUUGCAGAUAAAACAAGAAAAAAAUAUUCUCAUAAGUAAGAUUUCGUCUAUGAAAGUAUGUUUAUUGUUCAAAUUAUGCAUUUAUUAUUUGAAAGCAUUUUUCUUGCUUAUGUACAUCAUGUAAAUUUAAACAUUUUCAUUGACUUGUAAAAACUGGUUGAGAUCUACAACUGUAUGUGAUUACUUUCAAACAAUCUUUAGUUGAUUUCAUUAUAACAUGUAAUUUUCUGUCAUUUAUGGAUUACAUGUAUCUUGUUUACUUCUACAAAAUGUUCACACUGUUGUCAUUUUAUUGUAAAGGAUGUUACAGAAAUGGCAAAAUAGUAAAAAUAGUUACAUUUUAUUUUGUCUAAAAAAUAUGUCAACGCUUUGUGAAUUUCCUAAUUUUGCCAGUGCUUGGUUCAACGUUGUUUGUCAUAUGUUGUCCUUUGAAAGGGAAUCAGAAAGUUAACUCAACAAACGAAGUUGAAUUAAUGUGUUAUAUGGACGAUUAAUAUGGAUCAUUGUCAAAUUUUGUUGUUGAAAAGAGGAGAAUCACAUACAUAUUUAAAAUAAGUGAUAUUCAUUUAAGAGAUUGUUUUUAAUAUAUGAAUUAUGUAUCUUAAAAAUACAUGUAUCUUUAUCUUUACACUGUACAAGCGUUUGAACAAAACUUUCCAAAUAGUCAAUUCUCUUUAUCUGGAACUCAUUAGGACCAAUAUCCAGAUAUCGAGAUAUCCCAAUUAAAAUACUUAAGGAAAAAGGGAAUGAGACUUUCAAAUCAUUUUGACAUUUCAAGGUUAUUCAAGAUACCAAAUAUUAACUGUACAUUUAUCUGAUUGCACAGAAAACAGUGCCCAGAAAAUAACUGCAGCAUAGAUUUUUGCUACUAUCUACAUCUUCAGCUGUACUUCUUAUAAUCAUUGUAAUACAUGUAUUAUAUCAGGCAUUCUGUCCAAGGCAGUGCAAUAUGUUUGUUGAAUUCUCUCCAGUUUAUUCAAUAAAGUUGGUAAAUAUG
Saccostrea cuccullata (small rock oyster) is the source of this 3062-nucleotide messenger RNA. RefSeq names its product kelch-like protein 18. The record is from RefSeq and is a predicted model, not a curated record. Gene Ontology annotation, molecular function: protein binding. The transcript is spliced from 11 exons. NCBI's taxonomy places the organism in Eukaryota, Metazoa, Mollusca, Bivalvia, Ostreida, Ostreidae. Bases 43 to 1809 code for a protein of 588 amino acids.